CAAACGUUGAUUCAUUAUUAACUGACAAAAAAUGUUGAAGAGGGGACCAUUCGUUCACGUCCAGCAAUGGUUUUCCAUUUUCUCCUCUCGAAACUACUCGAAAAUUGGAGUUAUUGGAGCACCAUUCGACAAAGGACAACGUAAAGAAGGAGCUGCCCUAGGACCAAGUUCUUUGCGCCAGUCUGGACUAAUUAAGCAUUUGGAGUCAAUUGGUUGUGAUGUUCAUGAUUUUGGUGAUAUUGACUAUCAACCCACUCGAGAGGAAGGGACUGUAAAGAAUGUUCGAAACAUGAAAGAUGUAAUAGCCUUCAAUGAGAAACUUUCACAAAAAGUCAGCCAGAUAAUAAAAGAUGGUCGUAUGUGCCUAACUUUGGGAGGAGACCAUUCAAUUGGUGUAGGUACUGUUCAUGGUCACCUGAAAGCUCAACCAGAGACAUCACUUCUCUGGGUCGACGCUCACGCUGAUAUAAACACUCCGGUCACAAGCAAUAGUGGAAAUGCACACGGUAUGCCAUUGUCGUUUCAUAUAAAGGAGCUAACGGAAUACCAACCAGAGAUACCCGGUUUCGAAUGGCAUAGCCCUAUGAUUUCAGCCAGAAACAUUGCUUUUAUUGGUCUUCGUGAUGUAGAACCUUAUGAGAGGUUAAUAAUUGAGAAAUUGGGAAUGUGUGCUCUAUCGAUGGAAGAAGUUCACGGGAUAGGUAUCAAAGAAGCUGUCAAGUACGCACUAAGUCGAAUUGAUCCUCGCAAUACUAGACACAUACACGUUAGUUUCGAUAUUGACGCCCUCGAUCCCCUUGAAGCACCAUCAACUGGAACUCCAGUUCGAGGAGGAUUGACGUUGAGAGAAGGAACCGAACUAUUAAGAAGUGUGCAUCGCACCGGUCGGCUUUCUGCAGUUGAUAUAGUAGAAGUAAAUCCACUACUAGGCUCAGCAAGUGAUCUGAAGAUUACACUGGAUGCAGCUCGUCACCUGGCAGCAGCAGCAGCUGGAUAUUAUCCAGGAGGGUGGGCUCCAAAAGGUGUCACCGAUAUACCCCAGUCUUAAACCAAAAAAAAAAAAUGUUAAGUGCAUUUUAAACCACGAUCUGUUACAUUUUACUCGUUAACUACCUAAAUUUUAAUUCAGCCAAAUUUCAAGGCCCAAGAAAUCUUAAAGAUCCUGUGCCAUUCCCUUAAGAUUUUCAAAAGUAGUCUAUAACUAUUGCUGCCUUGUUUUCAGAUGUUUUAACUUUUCGUUGCUGUUGAUUAAUACAAUUAUCUCAUGGUA
Daphnia pulex (common water flea) is the source of this 1270-nucleotide messenger RNA. It is a transcript of the gene arg, whose product is annotated as arginase, hepatic-like. The coding region runs from base 32 to 1048 and encodes 338 amino acids. NCBI's taxonomy places the organism in Eukaryota, Metazoa, Arthropoda, Branchiopoda, Diplostraca, Daphniidae. The record is from RefSeq and is a predicted model, not a curated record. The transcript has 7 exons. Gene Ontology annotation, cellular component: cytoplasm; nucleus; cytosol. Gene Ontology annotation, molecular function: arginase activity; manganese ion binding.